AUGGAGACCAGCAGCACACCUCAGAUUACACUUACAAUGGUGACCACAUCACGUUUUUCUCCUUCCCCAAGUGGCUCACCUCCUGCACAGACAACGUCCCAGGGGACAUCAACUCCAAAAGAAACACCCAACCACUCUACCUCCAGUGUCACCAGCACCAAACCAACCAUAUCAGAGGUGUCAACGGCAGCAUUCUCUACAGAUUCCACCUCAAGGAAUACUGAGACCACAUCACCAUCUUAUUCUCAAAGUUCCGUACCUGUCAAUACUGAUGUCUUCAUGACUAAUUCACCAAAUGUCCUGUCAACAGUGACAUCACCUAUCACCGCUACUAGAGAAUUGUCAACAUCUCAGAAAGACCUCCCUAGGAACACAGAGACCAGCAGCACAGGUCAAAGCACAGUCACCGAGGUGACCACAUCAUCUCUUUCACUUUCCACCAUUGGCUCAACUGCAGCAGAAACGGUGUCCCAUGGGAUUUCCUCUCCAGAUGAAACAACUGUCCCCUCCAUUUCUGCAGUCACCAACACAAUCCCAAGCACAUCAGAGGUGCCCUCCGUGGCACUCUCUACAGAAUCUGCUCCUGGAAGCACAGCUUCAGACAUUAUCCAAAGCUCUUCUGUUACUGCCACAGAAGCCUCAGUUACAUCUUCACCACGGGAACUUUCAACAGUGUCAGUUCCCAUCACCUCUAGUCAGGAAUUGUCAACCUCUUCUCACAAUGACCACACUGAGAGCCUGGAGACCAGCAGCUCAUCUCAAACCCCCCUCACAGAGAUGUCCACACCAACUCAUUCACCUUCCCCUAGGGGACCCACUGUGGCACAGGCAGGGUCCCUGAAAACUCCCACUUCUGAUCAAACAACCUCUGUGUUUGGUCACACCGUGAGCAGUUCACCUCCAAGUAUGCCCUCCUCUGAAACCCCCUCAGUAGACACAGGACACACAACUGCUGUAGUUACUCCAAGUUCUCCAUUUGCUGCCUCACAGUUCUCAAUGACAUCUUCACCACAGGAACCGUCCACUGUGCCAACACCCAUCACUUCCACUCAGGAACUGACUACAUCUUCUCUGAACCUCCAUACGGGAAGCAAGGAGACCAGCAGCACACCUCAAAUCACCCUCAAAGACAUGACCACAUCUAGUUUUUCUCCUUCCCCAAGUGAUUCAACUCCUGCCCCAACAGUGUCCCCAGGGACAUCAUCUCCAGCUCAAACAACCAAUCUUUCCACUUACACCAUCAUCAAUACAAACUCAACCACAUCAGAGGAGUCAACAGCAGCAUUCUCUACAGAGUCCUCCUCAGGAAACACAGAGACCACAUCUCUAACAGUUUCUCCAAGUUCCACAACUGUCAGUACUGAUGGGUCAAUAACAAAUUCCACAAAUAUCCUGUCAACGGUGACAACACCUAUCACUGUUACUCAGAAAUUGUUAACAUCUUCUCAGAACCUCUACACCCAAACUUUGGAGACCAGCAAAACAGCUCAAUCCACACUCACAGAGGUGACCACAUCAUGGUUUUCUCUUUCCCCAAGUUUCCCACCUCCUGAACAGACAGUGUCGCAAGGUACAUCAUCUCGAGAAGAAACAACCAAUUUAUUUACCUCCAGUGUCACCAACAUCAAACCAACCAUAUCAGAGGUUCCAACAGCACCAUUAUCUACAGAUUCAACCUCAGUAAAUACUGAGACCACAUCAACACCUUUUAGUCAAAGUUCCGUACCUGUCAGUACUGAUGGCUUACCGACGAAUUCACCAAAUGUCCUGUCAACAGUGACAUCACCUAUCACUGCUACUUGGGAAUUGUCAGCAUCUCAGAAUGACUUCCCUGGGAGCACAGAGACCAGCAGUACAGCUCAAACCACAGUCUCCGGGGUGACCACAUCAUCUCUCUCACCUUCCCCAAGUGGUUCAACUGCAGCAGAGACAGUGUCCCAUGGGAUUUCCUCUCCAGAUGAAACAACUGUCCCCUCCAGUUCUACUGUCACCAACACAAUCCCAACCACAUCAGAGGUGCCCUCCGUGGCACCCUCUACAGAAUCUGCUCCUGGAAGCACAGCUUCAGACAUUAUCCAAAGCUCUUCAGGGACUGCCACAGAAGCCUCAGUUACAUCUUCACCACGGGAACUUUCAACAGUGUCAGUUCCCAUCACCUCUAGUCAGCAAUUGUCAACAUCUUCUCACAAUGACCACAAUGAGAGCAUUGUGACCAGAGGCCCACCUCAAAAUUCCAUAACAGAGGUGUCCACAUCAACUCAUUCAUCUUCCCCAAAGGGACCCACUGUGACACAAGCAGAGUCCCAGAGAACUCCCACUCCUGGAGACACAACCUCUGUGUAUGCUGACACCAGGAGCAGUUCACCUCCAAGUCUGCCCUCCACUGAAACACGCUCAGUAGACGCAGUUCACACAACUGCUGUGGUUACUCCAAGUUCUCCAUCUGCUGCCACACAGUUCUCAAUGACAUCUUCACCACAGGAACCGUCCACUGUGUCAACACCCAUCACUUCCACUCAGGAUCUGACAACAUCUCAGACUCUGCACACUGAAAGCAUGGGGACCAGCAGCACACCUCAAACCACACUCACAGAGGUGACCACAUCAACUUUUUCACCUUUCACAAGUGGCUCAACUCCUGCACAGACAGCAUCCCAAGGGACAUCAACUCCAGAAGAAACAACAAACUUAUUCAGCUCCACCAUAAUCAAUACCGAAACAACCAUAUCAGAGGCUCCAACAGCACCAUUAUCUACAGAUUCCACCCCAGGAAAUACAGGAAUCACACCCCCAAGAGCUUCUCCAAGUUCUAUACCUGUUAAUACUGAUGUGUCAAUCACGAAUUCACCAAAUGUCCUGUCAACAGUCACAACACCCAUCACUGCGACUCAGGAAUUGUCAACAUCUUCUCAGAACCUUCACACUGAAACCAUGGAUUCCAGCAGCACACCUCAAACCACACUCACAGAGGUGACCACAUCAACUUUUCCACCUUUCACAAGUGGCUCACCUCCUGCACAGACAGCAUCCCAAGGGACAUCAACUCCAGAAGAAACAACUAACUUAUUCAGCUCCACCAUUACCAAUACCGAAACUACCAUAUCAGAGGCUCCAACAACACCAUUAUCUACAGAUUCCACCCCAGGAAAUACAGGAAUCACAUCCCCAAGAGCUUCUCAAAGUUCUAUACCUGUUAAUACUGAUGUGUCAAUCACGAAUUCACCAAAUGUCCUGUCAACAGUCACAACACCCACCAUUACUACUCAGGAAUUUUCAACAUCUUCUCAGAGCCUCCACACUGAAACCAUGGAGACGAGCAGCACACCUCAAACCACACUCACAGAGGUGACCACAUCACAUUUUUCAACUUCCCCUAGUGGCUCAACUCCUGCACAGACAGUAUCCCAAGCGCUGUCAUCUCCAGAAGAAACUACGAACCUCUCCACCUCCAGUGCCUCCACCACCAAACCAACCAUAUCAGAGGUGUCAACGGCAGCAUUCUCUACAGAUUACAAGUCAGGAAAUACUGAGACCACAUCAUCAACAUUUUUUCAAAGUUCCGUACCUGUCAGUACUGAUGGCUUACCGACGAAUUCACCAAAUGUCCUGUCAACAGUGACAUCACCUAUCACUGCUACUGUGGAACUGUCAACAUCUCAGAAUGACCACCCUGGGAGCACAGAGACCAGCAGCACAGCUCAAACCACAGUCACUGAGGUGACCACAUCAUCUCUCUCACCUUCCCCCAGUGGCUCAACUGCAGCAGAGACGGUGUCCCAUGGGAUUUCCUCUCCAGAUGAAACAACUGUCCCCUCCAGUUCUACUGUCACCAACACAAUACCCAUCACAUCAGAGGUGCCCAACACAGCACUCUCUACAGAAUCUGCUCCUGGAAGCACAGCUUCAGACAUUAUCCAAACCUCUUCUGUUACUGCUACAGAAGCCUCAGUUACAUCUUCACCACGGGAACUUUCAACAAUGUCAAUUCACAUCACCUCUAAUCAGCAAUUGUCAACAUCUCACAAAGACCACACUGAGAAAAUUGUGACCAGCAGACCAUCUCAGAACCCACUCUCAGAGGUGUCCACACCAACUCAUUCAUCGUCCCCAAAGGAACCCACUGUGACACAAGCAGAGUCCCAGAGAAUGCCCACUCAUGGAGAAACAACCUCCCUAUCUGAUCAUACAAUGAACAGUUUGCCCUCCACUGAAACACCCUCAGUAGAGUCACGGCACACAAGUGUUGUAGUUACUCCAAGUUCUCCAUCUGAUGCCACACAGUUCUCAAUGACAUCUUCACCACAGGAACCGUCCACUGUGUCAACACCCAUCACUUCCCCUCAAGAACUGACAACAUCUUUUCAGACUCUGCACACUGGAAACCUGGACACCAGCAGCACACCUCAAACCACACACACAACAGUGACCACAUCGACAUUUUCAACUUCCCCAAGUGGCUCAACUCCUGCCCAGACAGCGUCCCAAGGGACAUCAUCUCCAGGGGAAACAGCCAGCCUGUCUUCUACUGUGAUCCACACAAGCCCAGCCUCAUCAGAGGUGCCGACAGCAGCACUCUCUACAGACUCCAACUCAGGAAAUACAGAAACAACAUCUUCAACAGUUUCUCAAAGUUCCACACUUGUCAAUACUGAUGUCUCAAUGACAAAUUCACCAAAAGUCCUGUCUACAAUCACAACACCCAUCACCAUGACUCAGGAACUGACAACAUCUUCUCAGACUCUGCACACUGAAAGCAUGGGGACCAGCAGCACACCUCAGACUACACUCACAAAGGUGACCAUAUCAACUUUUUUAACCACCUCAAGUGGCUCAACUUCUGAACAGACAGUGUCUCACGGGCCAUCAUCUCCAAAUGACACAAACAACCUAUCCACUUCCAGCAUUAUCCAUACAAAUCCAACCACGUCAGAGAUGCCAAAGGCAUCAGUCUCUACAGUCUCUAGCUCAGGAAAUACUGGAACCAAAUCUCCAACAGUUUCUCACAGUUCCACAUCUAUCAUGACCAACAUCUCAGUGACAAGCUCAGCAAAUGUCCUGUCAACAGUGACCACCCCCAUCACCUAUACUCAGGAAUAUUCGCCAUCUUCUCAGAGCGUCCACACUGGAAGCAUGGAGACCAGCAGCACACCUCACACCACCCUCACAGAGGUCAUGCCAUCAUCUCAUUCCUUCUCCCCGAGUGUGCCCACUCUGACACAGACAGUUUCUCGGGGAACAUCCUCCUCCAGCAAAAUAACUACUCCAUCUGCUUCCAGCAGGAGUAACCCACCUCGAGCUACACCAGACAUAUCAACCUCUCCAGACUUCACCUCAGGGCCUACAUCUGCACACGUCACUGGAAGCCACGGUAUUGCCACAUCAAGAGUUCCAAACACUACUCUAGCUGGACAAUCAACAAUCCUAACUCACAGCACCUCUACGCGGCUGUCACCUACAUACUCUCAGAGUUACCGGACAACCAGCAUGGCGUCCUCCAGCACAUCUCAAAAGAGCAUCCUCACAAAGCCGACCAAAGAAAACCACUCAUCCUCUUCACCUGGACCCACUGUGACAGACACCCGUUUCCAUGGGACAUCUUCCUCAGGAAUGACCACAAGCUCCCCGAAGACAGACAAUGGCAGAGGCACAUCGCUCUCUGCUACCUCCUUGACCCUUACCAUGCCCAGCACAACCACAACCUCCAGGUCAACAGUGUCCCCAAUCCCCAUUUUACCAGAGCAGGGCAUUCCCCUCUUCCCCUACGGGACAAGCCCUGAAGUUGGAGACCACCGGUUGUUUGCCAGGACUGUGGAUUUUACCUCGCCCCUCUUCAAGAUCCAGAUUGGCUUCCCUCUCGGCUCCUCUCUUCGGGAUUCCUUCUAUUUCACAGAUAACGGCCAGAUCAUUUUUCCAGAGUCAGACUACAGCAUCUUCUCCUACCCCAACCCACCUCAAGGAGGCUUCACAGGAAUGGAAAAGGUGGCCUUGGUGGCCCCAUUCUGGGAUGAUGCUGACUUCUCUAGCUCCAGGGGAACCAUAUUCUACCAGGAAUACAACACACUUCACGAUGAAAACAAUGAGCUCAUCAGGAAGGUGGAGACUUUGAUUCGUGAGUUCACAAGUGAUUGGAGCUACAAAGCCAAGUGGACAUUGAAAGUCACUUGGUUCAACGUUCCUGCCUAUCCUGCCCAGUGGAACUAUGGGACCAAUACCUACCAAGCCAUCCUCUCCACAGAUGGAAGCAGUUCCUACGCCCUGUUUCUCUACCAGAGUGGUGGGAUGCGCUGGGAUGUGACCCAGGGUCUGAGCAACAGAGUCAUCAUGGGCUUCUCCAGUGGAGAUGGGUAUUUUGAAAACAGCCCGCUGAUACUCCGGCCAGCAAUGGAGAAGUACCGUCCAGAUCGAUUCCUGAAUUCCAAAUUAGGCAUCCGGGGGCUGCAGAUCUACAGGCUACACAAGGAGGUGAAGCCCAACUACCGGCUCAAGUGUCUGUGGUGGCUGGAGAGCCAGCCUCGGUGGCCCAGCUGGAACUGGGGCUGGAGCUGGGGCUGGAGCCAGCUUUCCUGCCCUUGCUCCUGGCAGCAGGGACGACGGGACUUGCGAUUCUGGCGCAUGAACACAGGUUGGCAGUAUGGCAGUGACAGGCAACUGUGCAGCUUCUCCUCUGGGCGAGGGGGCGUGUGCUGCAGCUACGGCCGCUGGGGAGAGUUUCGGGAAGGCUGGAGAAUGCACAGUCCUUGGCAGUUUGAGCAGGAGCAGGAGGCACAGAAGUGGUGCUGUCAUUGGAACGACAAGCCCUCCUUCUGUGCCCUGUACCACCGCGCCCGGCCCCGCCUUAGCUGUGCUACAUACAGACCCCCGAGGCCCGCAUGGACAUAUGGCGAUCCCCACAUCACCACAUUGGAUAAUGUCACCUACACUUUCAACGGACUGGGGGACUUUCUGCUGGUCCAGGCCCAGGACACAAAUUCCUCCUUCCUGCUGGAGGGCCGCACUGCCCAGACAGGCUCUGCCAAGGCCACUAACUUCAUUGCCUUUGCGGCUCAGUACAACACCAGCAGCCUGGCUUCCCCCAUCACAGUUCAGUGGUUCCUGGAACCCAAUGACACAAUCCGAGUUGUACACAAUAACCAGACCGUGACCUUUAACACCAGCUACACGGAUGAAGACUUGCCAAUGUUCAAUACCACUGGUGUCCUCCUGACCCGAAAUGGCUCCCAGGUUUCAGCCAGCUUUGACGGAACAGUGACCAUCUCCGUGAUUGCUCUCUCCAACAUCCUCCAUGCCUCCUCCAGCCUCCCCGAGGAGUACCGCAACCACACGCAGGGACUCCUGGGAGUCUGGAAUGACAAUCUGGAAGAUGACUUCAGGAUGCCCAAUGGCUCCACCAUCCCUGCCCACAGCUCUGAGGAGACCAUUUUUCACUAUGGAAUGACAUGGCAAAUCAAUGGGACAGGACUGCUUGGGGUGAGGACAGACUCUCUGCCUUCCAACUUCACUCCCGUCUUCUUGUCUCAACUGUUGAACACCUCAAAUGAAGAAGUGACCUCUGGGUGCCACGGAGACCCACAGUGCAAGUUUGACGCCUUGGCCACAGGAAACACAACCAUCGGACAAUAUACCAACAUGAUCUUUGAGGCAUUCCAGCUCGUGAAUGGCACUCUCAAUCAGUACCCGCCCUCUAUCCACUGCCCCAGCCAGAUUCAAGCCUACAAGGGGUGGACGGAGAUCAUUACGAUCACCAGCGACUCUAAGGAUGUCACAUUCAGCCUCACCAAUGAGUGUAGUGGCUUUAAACUCUCUGAUAAAGGGAGUUUGCUGUGGACACCAGCACUUCCAGAAGCAUGUACCCUGGAGAUUCUAGCAAGGGACGCUAGGACUCAUUUGUCAUCCGUAUUCCAGCCCAGGACUGUGGCUUGCUUCUGCAGUAUGGAGAGGCAGUGUUUGUACAACGAGACCCGCAGGGAGGGCAAUUCUUCCCUUGAGGUGACCAGCUGUAAGUGCGAUGAGGACUCCUUUGGCCGCUUCUGUGAACGCUCCAAGAACCUCUGUGAGGUUCCAUGCUUCCCAAAGGUGACCUGCAUUCCUGGGAAGGGCUGUGGGCCCUGCCCUCCGAACAUGACUGGAGAUGGGCGGCAUUGUGCAGCUCUCGAAGACUCUUUAGUCUGCCAGAGCCAUUCCUGCCCUACGAAUUACUGCUAUAACCACGGCCACUGCUACAUCUCUGAGGCUCCCGGCUGCCAGCCCACUUGCACCUGCCCCCCAGCCUUCACUGAUACCCGCUGCUUCCUGGCUGGGAACGACUUCACUCCCACCAUCUCUAAAGAGCUUCCCUUGAGGACCAUCGAGCUCUCGCUCAGGGAAAAUGAAAACGCCUCCCAGGCUGAUGUCAACGCCUCGGUGGCAUACAGGCUAGGGACCCUGGACGUGCGGGCUUUUCUCUGGAACAGCCAAGUGGAACUGACGCGAAUCUCUCCCUCAGCACAGCCCUCUGACAAGUCAAUUCAACACUGGCGGGUCGUCUCCCACUUCCAGUACCGUCCCAGAGGGCCUGUCAUCCAUUUCCUGAACCACCAGCUCAUAGACGCUGUGGUGGAGGCCUUCCUCCUCCAGGCUCGGAGUGGGCGGCCGAAGAGGAGCAACCCUGAAGCCAGGAGGAACGUCACCUUCUUCCCCAUCUCCAGGGCAGAUAUCCAUGAUGUGACGGCCAUGAACCUGAGUAUGCUGGACUAUUACUUCCUGUGUGAUGGCUACGAGGGCUACAAGCUGGUCUACAGCCCCCAGAGCGGUGUCACCUGUGUGUCCCCGUGUAGUGAGGGCUACUGUCACAAUGGAGGCCAAUGCCAGCACCUACCAAACGGGCCUCAAUGCAGCUGUGCGUCCUUCACCAUCUAUACAUCCUGGGGUGAACAGUGCGAGCACCUAAGUGUGAAACUUGGAGCCUUCUUUGGGAUCCUCUUCGGAGCCUUGGGAGCCCUCCUGCUGCUGGGGAUCCUGGCCUUUGCAGUCUUCCACUUCUGCAGCUCCUCCAUGUACAAGUUCUCCUACCCUUUGGCCUCAGAACUGUGAAGCCUGGCUCCAGAUGAUACCUCAGGACCCACCCGUCACUCCACCUCUGGUCUAGGGAGACUGGAAAGGGGCUGCUGAACGAAGAGGAUUUGCAAUUCUUCAAGAAUGAAUAAAGAAAUGAAGUCGGACUAUACCUUGGCAGUAGACCAGGGGCGCAGGAAAAGGCCGUGAUGACCAAAUAUAGAGAUGGGUGGGUUUUCACAAAGACAUAUCUGAAAGAAGGACAUUGCCAUGUAUGAGUACACACACACACACACACACACACACACACAACAGAAUUAAUGGGUGAGUGGUUCUACAUUAACCAAAAUAUUUUUACAUAUAAAACUGGCCUACUUCUCAUUAAAAUGUAUUUAAAUAAAGUCUCCAUCUUUUCGUG
This is a messenger RNA of Alexandromys fortis (reed vole), 9448 nucleotides long. RefSeq names its product mucin 4, cell surface associated (gene Muc4). The record is from RefSeq and is a predicted model, not a curated record. NCBI's taxonomy places the organism in Eukaryota, Metazoa, Chordata, Mammalia, Rodentia, Cricetidae. Gene Ontology annotation, molecular function: ErbB-2 class receptor binding. The transcript has 26 exons. The coding region runs from base 1 to 9069 and encodes 3022 amino acids. Gene Ontology annotation, biological process: regulation of signaling receptor activity; cell-matrix adhesion.